AUGUCGACCAUCACCCGUACCGUGUCGAACCUCCGCAAGGUCGGCAUCAAGGACUACUUCCGACAGAUGCUCUACAUCGGCGACACCAAGGCCGGCCGCCUCGUCGGUACCGACCGCGCCGGCAACAAGUUCUACGAGGACAUGGACGAGCUUCCCCUUCGUACCCGCUGGGUCGACUACAAGAAGCACGACUACGACGCCGCCACCAUUGAGCCCGGCUGGCACGCCUGGAUGUCCUACAUGAUCGACAAGCCGCCCGCCGAGGACCCCCUCAUCCGCGCUGGUCUACGCAAGUUCGAGAAGCCGCACCCGAUUCCCAACUACACUGCCACGCGCGGCGCCUUUGUGACGUACAACACGACGAAGCCUAAAGUGAGGACGUGGGAGCCCAAGGCCAUUGCAAGGCAGUGA
Verticillium nonalfalfae is the source of this 411-nucleotide messenger RNA. RefSeq lists its product as uncharacterized. Gene Ontology annotation, biological process: response to oxidative stress; mitochondrial respiratory chain complex I assembly. Gene Ontology annotation, cellular component: membrane. NCBI's taxonomy places the organism in Eukaryota, Fungi, Ascomycota, Sordariomycetes, Glomerellales, Plectosphaerellaceae. The record is from RefSeq and is a predicted model, not a curated record. The transcript is spliced from 4 exons. Bases 1 to 411 code for a protein of 136 amino acids.